Messenger RNA from Capsicum annuum, 2057 nucleotides. Its product is annotated as chaperone protein dnaJ 15. Lineage: Eukaryota; Viridiplantae; Streptophyta; Magnoliopsida; Solanales; Solanaceae. The record is from RefSeq and is a predicted model, not a curated record. The coding region runs from base 489 to 1718 and encodes 409 amino acids. The transcript has 11 exons.
GACUGCUGAAGGGGGGGAGUUAGUAAUUUUAUUGGAACUCAGAAGUCAUUAGCAAAUCAAAACUCCCUUGUGUUGAGCCUUGCUUUCUCUCUGACAACACUUCCUUUUUCCCAUAACAUCCUCUAAAUUUCCCCCCAAACCCCCACUUUUCUCCCUUUUCCGACACCUUUAUUUAUUCAAAAUCCUUCUAUUAGAUCCAGUUUUCCCAAUUUUUGCUAAUUUCCCACUAGUUUUUCCCAAUUUUUUGUUACACAGUUUGCACUAAUCCCAAUAAAGAUGAAAAGACGAUCCAAUUCUUUGAAUUCUGUGAAAAAUCUUCAUAAUUCCCCUCAAUUACUUUGAUGGGUUUGUGACUUUUUGAAAGUUGUUUUGCGUGUAUAAGCUUCCUCCUGCCUCUAUAUUGCAGACAAGAAAACUUUUUAAAACAAUACAAUAGAUAUCUAUUCGCGUUAUAACAGUGAUUAGGAGGAGUUAUCGCACCUUCGAAAAUGGAAGGGUCAUCGGCUCCAGCUGUAAGGCGAGACCCGUACGAGGUACUGUCUGUGAGGAAGGAUUCAUCUGAUCAGGAGAUUAAAAGUGCUUACAGAAAGCUUGCUCUCAAGUAUCAUCCUGACAAGAAUUCUAAUAAUCCUGAGGCAUCAGAACUCUUCAAGGAGGUUGCAUAUUCCUAUGGUAUUCUAUCUGAUCCAGAAAAAAGGAGGCAGUAUGAUAUGGCAGGUUUUGAGGCUCUUGAUGCUGAAGGAACAGAUAUGGAAAUUGAUUUGUCUAAUCUUGGAACUGUCAACACAAUGUUUGCAGCAUUGUUCAGCAAGUUGGGCGUUCCCAUCAAAACAACUGUGUCUGCUAAUGUUCUUGAAGAAGCUUUGAAUGGAACUGUCACAAUCCGGCCUCUACCAAUUGGGACAUCACUUAGUGGAAAGGUUGAAAAGCAAACUGCCCAUUUUUUUGGUGUAACGAUUAGCAAUGAACUAGCGGAGGCAGGACUUGUAGUUAGAGUUACUUCAGCGGCUCAAAGCAAGUUUAAGUUACUCUAUUUUGAACAAGAUGCAAAUGGGGGUUAUGGCCUGGCUUUGCAGGAAGAUAGUGAGAAAACGGGUAAGGUAACGUCAGCAGGAAUGUAUUUCUUGCAUUUUCAGGUGUACAGAAUAGAUUCAACUGUAAAUGCGUUAGCAAUGGCUAAGGACCCUGAAGCUGCUUUCUUUAAGAAGCUGGAGGGCCUUCAACCUUGUGAGGUCUCAGAACUAAAAGCUGGCUCUCACAUAUUUGCUGUUUAUGGAGAUAAUUUCUUUAAGCCUGCUACUUAUAUAAUUGAGGCUCUUUGUGCCAAGUCAUAUGAAGAUACUACUGUUAAGCUCAAGGAUAUUGAGGCUCAGAUUUUGAGGAAGAGAAAUGAGCUUCGGCAGUUCGAAAUCGAAUAUAGAAAGGCAUUGGCACAUUUCCAGGAAGUGACCAAUAGAUACACCCAAGAGAAGCAAUCUGUCGAUGAGAUGCUGAAACAAAGAGACAGCAUCCACUCUGCAUUCACAGUUGCAAGGUCAAUUGCUAAUCUAAGUGGCAGUGGAAGCGGGCAUUUCAGUAAUGGAAGUAGCAGUAAAGUCCUCGGUGAAGAUUAUAAAACUGAUGUUCCAGGGGAAUAUGGCAUCUCAGACUCCAAGGAGAAGUCGUCAAAGAAAAGAUGGUUCAACCUUAACCUCAAAGGAUCAGAUAAAAAGAACUAAAAAUGGUUGGUUAUCUAUGUCCCAAACUUGGUAUUGAGUCUGGGUUAUAGCAUCGCUGUCAACACCAAGGGCUGGUAUUGUAUUGCCGGAAGAAGUCCCUUCAAUAUCUUUAUUCUAUUUGUUAGUUUGUGUGUUCUCUCUUUAGGCAAGUGAGGUUUGGCAUAUAUGUGGUUUUUUUGUUUGUAUGCUUGAUGUCAAUCCAUAUAAAGUGUAGAAUUCAGAGAUGUAAUUUCAGUCAAUGGACUUGUUCCUUUUUGGUUGGCACUGCGAAGUUCUAAUGUUUCACUGGUGGGAAUAUCAAUUCUUUCUUGUGAAAUUGGAUGUAGUGGUGAUUUCUCA